UCAGAGUCAGGAUGACAGACUGGCAGAAGAGCGAGUCGGGAACAAAGUCUGUGACUAAAAACGAUGGUUUAACUCUGCUUUUCGGAGUAUGACCGAGAGGUUUUAAAGCCACGGAACACGUUAAUGACCGCCGGGGGUUUCCGUUUUUAAUUUUUUUUAUAUAUUCGAAACAAACUGUGGUUCGGAUUUACAGCGAGAUCGGUAUGUCCUAAUGUUAACAGCGCGAUAUAUUUGGUUUUUCCAAUGGCGUAUGGACCUUUUUUUAAGGCAGAUCUUUUUACAUAUUUGGGGUCAAUGGGGGCCCACCGAUCGAAUCUAUAACCACAUCUAGUCUGUUAAAAAAAACUGCAUUUAAACGGAAUAAAUACACUGAAUAAAUGUGAUAUAGGAGAAUAACACAUUCCAACAUUAUUUCCUGAACGUCUACGUGGUGUAAAAGACAACGACAUAUUAUUUACUUCGGUGAAGCCCUACUGUGGACGGAUUCCAAGAUGACAGGCUCUACCCCCUCGGAAAUGAUUAACCUACGUCUCAUCCUGGUCAGUGGGAAGACGAAAGAGUUCCUGUUCUCCCCCAACGCCUCGGCCGCAGACAUCGCCAAACACGUUUACGACAACUGGCCAAUGGACUGGGAGGAGGAACAGGUCAGCAGUCCUAAUAUCCUGAGGCUCAUCUACCAGGGUCGUUUUCUACAUGGAAACGUCACACUAGGAGCUCUCAAAUUACCCUUGGGAAAAUCCACAGUGAUGCAUUUAGUUGCCAGAGAGACAUUGCCCGAGCCAAACUCCCAAGGUCAGAGAAACAGAGAGAAGACUGGAGAGAGUAACUGCUGUGUCAUCCUGUAAAUACCUCCCUCCCUCUUUAAUCAUCCACCCUGGAUCCAACCAACACACUGGAUGUCCUGUCCUGCAGUCUCUCUAUCAUGCUGACACACACACACACACACACACACACACACACACACACACACACACACACACACACACACACACACACACACACACACACACACACACACACACACACACACACACACACACACACACACACACACACACACACACACACACACACACACACACACACACACACACGGUCUCCUGUGUAUAGAGAAGUUUCUAUCACUUCUGUCCUUAAAUCUUCCACUAGUUCAUGGAUGGAUAAACUACUGUUUUAUUACCCCACCAAGGUUCCAACCAAUGACUGACUAACAAACCAACCAACCAACCAACCAACCACCUUGUUGUUGUUUGGCCAUAAUAACAUGUUGUUGACUGUGUUUUGACAGUCAGUCCUUUCCUCCUUCUGUCAGAUCGCUCAUCCUUCCUGAACUAGGAGAAGAAAGACAGAAUAUCCCUCCUCCAUCUUCCCUUUUCUCCCUGAACGAGGGGACUAGGAACUAGGGGAAAGACAGACAGAAUAUCCCUCCUCCAUCUUCCCUUUUCUCCCUGAACGAGGGGACUAGGAACUAGGGGAAAGACAGACAGAAUAUCCCUCCUCCAUCUUCCAUUUUCUCCCUGAACGAGGAGACUAGGAACUAGGGGAAAGACAGACAGAAUGUCCCUCCUCCAUCUUCCAUUUUCUCGCUGAACGAGGAGACUAGGAACUAGGGGAAAGACAGACAGAAUGUCCCUCCUCCAUCUUCCAUUUUCUCCCUGAACGAGGAGACUAGGAACUAGGGGAAAGACAGACAGAAUGUCCCUCCUCCAUCUUCCAUUUUCUCCCUGAACGAGGAGACUAGGAACUAGGGGAAAGACAGACAGAAUGUCCCUCCUCCAUCUUCCAUUUUCUCCCUGAACGAGGAGACUAGGAACUAGGGGAAAGACAGACAGAAUGUCCCUCCUCCAUCUUCCAUUUUCUCCCUGAACGAGGGGACUAGGAACUAGGGGAAAGACAGACAGAAUAUCCCUCCCUCUCUUUUCUACGACAAAAAAGCGUAGGGUGUCGAUCAAAAACGCCUCUUUUAAUCAUUGGGUAAAAUAAUAUAUUAAUUGUGUAGAUAAUCCUCUAAGAAAACCAAUACUCCAUGUCUCUAUGUCUCUGAGCCGUUUAAAGGUUAUUGCACUUUUUUUUACCAUGAUAGGAUGGUCAGAAUUGGGGCGACAAAAUCAACAGAGGUCAGAGAAACAACAGGGGUCAAAAAAUCCUGAAAAUGUCACAACAUGGUGUCAGCUCGAUGCUGAGAAUGAAGGCAUCUUUCCCCUGGAACUCAUCUUUUCUUUCCCCUUGCAGGACAUAAAACAAAAAUACAAUUCAUAUAGAUAUCUGAUAUCUGUUCAGAGACAUGACAUGUAGUAUUUUCAGAUUUUAGUGUAACGCUUUUCAUAUUCAUUCGAAAUUUUUUCUUCUUUUAAAAAAAUAUAUUUUUUUAGAAGAUUUUUCACAAAACCAAACGAGUCCCCGAAAUACCAAGCUUUUAAAAAAUAUAUAUAUAUAUAGUUUUUACAUUUAUUUCACGUCAAAUUAAUUUUUUCUCGACCUGUAGAAACAACUUGGUAGACGACAACGACCACAAUAUUUUAAAUCCUCAGAAGUUGUUACGAGAAACCUUGCACCUCUAUGUCGGCAGAGUGCUUAUUAUCGGGUGGAUUAGGCUACGAAAUCAGACUUUAAAAAUUAAUAUAAAUAUAUAUAUAUAUAUAUAAUAAUGAGCAAUUCAGAACAUGAAUAAUCAUAUUUGUCCUAGUAAAAUGUAUUUUAUAACAUAAGGAAGUGAAAUUUAAUUUCAAAUUAUCAAAAAGCGUGUUCGGACACUCUUCAUAGUGUAGUUAUCAGUCUUGAAGUCUACGAGGUAAAGAAACCAAUCUGGAAUAAAGAGUUAUUUUCUUCCAAAUCUCCUUUCUCCCUCCCUCCUCUCUUCUUCAGCCAUUUUUGAAUGCAUGUGCCUCCUUAACCUUUGACCCCCAGCCAUCCCCCCGCCCCAGUAACCUCUGACCCCCGCCAUCCCCCCGCCCCAGUAACCUCUGACCCCCCGCCGCCCACCACAUCAAAAACCUGUAAAAAGAAAAUGUUAUUCUAUUUUAUAUUUUUCCAAUGGGAAUAAUAUAAAAAAAUAUAUAAAAAGAAGUUACCAUAUGUGUAGAAUAUAUUUAAUAUGAAUGUUAUAUUGAACAAGUUGAGGCCAAUAGAUCCAGUAUGUUGAUACAGUAUCUUAGUGUCUGUGUGUACACCAUGGGUUAGCUAGCUAGCUUUAGACAGUGGUUCAAACUGUUACCUUGGUGACAGGGUCUGUGUCUCCCCCCCCCUCCCUCUGAUUGGCUCCCGUUUUCCAUAUAUAGUGCACUACUUUCAACUGUGGCCCAUAUAACCUGUGAUAGGCUAUAGCGUCCUGUCCAGGGGGUGUACUUGUACAUCAAGCUACCUCACGCUCCUCCUGUCUUAUGGGCUUUUCUAGCUCAGACAUGGCUACUUACAGACAUAGGGCCGGGGUCCAAAGUAGUGCACCAUUUAGGGGAAAUAAGGUGCCAAUUUAGGACGCAGCCAACAUACUGUAUUUCAAGCAGCAGAACAGAACCAUCCUCCUAAUCAUUGACGUACACAAUUAUUGUAAACAUGUUAUACUUCUCAUAUGUUUUUUUAUUUUUAUUUUUCAAAUGUUCAUAGUUUAAUAUAAUCCUUAUUUUUAUUUUGUAAUUUUUUUUUUGCUUUCUUGCAGCACUAGGUCUUAAAGGAUUACGUCCCAAAUUGUAUCAUAUUUCCCUGCAUAGUGCACUACCCAUAUGGCUCUGGUCAAAAGUAGUGCACUUUUGUAGGUGAUUAGGAUGCGAUUUGGGACGUAAGCCCAAAGAGUAUAGUUUCUCAGCAAUCAGAGUUUCAAGCUUGUACAGUGAUAAUAUUAAAAAUCAUUUUUCAAACGGAUUGUAAAUAAUAGUAAUCUAAAUGCUUCUUCUCUCUUGACCCCUCUUCUUCACAUGGAAUACAUACAUCUUUUAAACAAAUAAAGAUGAUUGAAAGUG
Molecule: messenger RNA, 3956 nt
Organism: Oncorhynchus gorbuscha (pink salmon)
Lineage: Eukaryota; Metazoa; Chordata; Actinopteri; Salmoniformes; Salmonidae
Product: ubiquitin-like protein 3
Exons: 6
Coding region: 492-845 (117 amino acids)
Molecular function (GO): protein binding
Source: RefSeq, a predicted model, not a curated record